AUGAUAAGAAUUAUCUAUCCAAGAAAAAUCCCGAUGAUGGAGACUGAAAUCUUCCGCAAACACAUUUCCCCCGACUUCCCCGAUCUAUAUUCCGAGAUUGCACCUACGUGCCCUUUGGUUAUGGUGAAUAGUAAUGAACUCUAUGAACAAGCUACACCGACACUACACAAAGUUGUGAACAUUGGUGGAAUUGGAAUGCAAUUCAAAGAUGCUAAGCCAUUGGAUCAGGAAUUCCAAUCAUUGGUCGACAAAUCAAAGGGUGUCUUCAUUAUGUCUUUCGGCUCAGUGGCCAAUGCAACAAUGAUGCCAUCACAUUGGAAGACUUCUUUAAUGGAAGCAUUCUCUCGUUUCCCCGAAUAUCAAUUCGUGAUGCGAUACACGUCAAAUGACAUGGAUGAAUUUAAACCGAAAAACGUGAAACUUACGAAAUGGAUUCCACAAGCUGAUCUGUUAAAACACCCAAAAACACUUGGAUUCAUCACUCAUGGUGGUCAAAACAGCAUUCAGGAGACAAUCCUUGCUGGUAAGCCUAUGCUUGCCAUUCCACUAUUCGGUGAUCAAUUUCGCAAUUCUCGAGUCGCCGAGCAAAUGGGAAUGGGAUUGGUGAUUGGGAAAGCUGGGAUGAAUGCCGAUUUCAUUGCUGAAUCGAUUAGAAAAUUGAUUGAGGAUAAAAGUUAUCUCCAAACAGCUAAACGACUUUCAAAUAUGGCAGCAAAGAAGCCGAUUAAACCUGAGGAAUUACUCAAUAAAUGGACAACUUUCCUAGCUGAAUUCAAGACUCUUGAGAACCUUGUCCCAGAAGGAGUCAAUCUCAAUUUCAUUCAAUAUCAUUCACUUGAUGUCAUUGGAUUUUUGUUGACUGUUGCAUUCUUGGUGUUAUACUUGCUUUUCUGCACACUACGAGCACUCUUCCGCUAUUCAGCUAAAGUCGCUGUUUUCUAUUUAGAGCUAUCGAACAGUCAGGUUAUAUUCAAUAAACGAGUUGCUGAAUCAUUGGCCGAUCAUGGACACGAUGUGACACUUGUUCCAGUUCAAGCAUUCGAUUUAAAGAAAAAUGUGCAAUUUGAUUCAAAGAUUAAAGUCCACGUCGUUGAUGCGAAAGGUGAUCUAACCCAUGAAGAGAUUGAAAAGGCUCAAUCGGAGAGCAUCUUUAAUGAUCUCCCCUUUUGGGAUAAACGAAAUUUCGCUCUUAUGGAGAAAAUGUCGAAGAUGAUGAUGGACUCGUGCAAUAAAACUAUUCACAACAAGGAAUUCCUUGAAUGGAUCAAAGAGCAAGAUUUCGAUGUCUCCUUCACGCAUAUGUAUGAUUAUUGUAUCAUGGGAAUGCUUCAUGCUGCCAAGGUUCGAUCUUGGGUGUGGCUAAGCUCGGGUAGUUUAAUCGAAUAUGUGGCUGAUGCGGCUGGUGUUCCUCUCAUUCCCAGCUACAUGCCACCCAAAGCCAUGGACGCUGCAGCAAAGAUGACAUUCUAUGAAAGAAUUAAGAGUCUCAUCGGGCAUAUUAUGAUGAAAUGCUUAUAUCCAAGAAUGAUUCCAUCGAAGCAAACCGAACUGUUCAGGAAGUAUCUGUCGCCUGAUUUUCCGGAUCUUUACACUGAAGUGGCCAGAUCGGCUCCUCUGAUCAUGGUGAAUAACAAUGAACUCUACGAUCAAGCAGAACCAACUCUCCAUAAAGUGGUGAAUAUUGGAGGGUUGGGAAUGCAAUUCAAAGAUGCUAAGCCAUUGGAUCAAGAAUUCCAAUCAUUGGUCGACAAAUCAAAGGGUGUCUUCAUUAUGUCUUUCGGCUCAGUGGCCAAUGCAACAAUGAUGCCAUCACAUUGGAAGACUUCUUUAAUGGAAGCAUUCUCUCGUUUCCCCGAAUAUCAAUUCGUGAUGCGAUACACGGCAAAUGACAUGGAUGAAUUUAAACCGAAAAACGUGAAACUUACGAAAUGGAUUCCACAAGCUGAUCUGUUGAAGCAUCGAAAGACGAUCGGCUUCAUCACUCACGGUGGUUACAAUAGUAUUCAAGAAACGAUAGUUGCCGGGAAACCGUUGAUCUCAAUUGCGCUUUUUGGUGAUCAACCGAGAAAUGCCAGAGUGGCUGAACAAAUGGGAAUGGCUGUAAGAGUUGACAAGAAUACCUUGACAGCUGAUGCGGUGGCUUCGGCAAUUAAAGCUCUCAUUGAGGAGAAGAGCUACACCGAGAAAGCUGAACGUUUGUCGGAAAUGGCUGCCAAAAAGCCGAUUAAACCUGAGGAAUUGCUUGAUAAAUGGACAACGUUUCUAGCCGAAUUUCAGACUCUGGACAAUCUCAUCCCUGAAGGCCAAAAUCUGAACUUUUUCCAAUACUAUUCUCUCGAUGUGAUCUCAUUUUUGUUGUUUGUGAUUUUCUUCGUCUUGUACAUUAUUUUCGCUCUUCUGCGUGCUUUUGUUCGAUGCAUUUGUUGCCGAAAAAACGUUAAAGCGAAAAAGGAU
Mesorhabditis belari is the source of this 2454-nucleotide messenger RNA. The record is from the annotation of a GenBank genome assembly. Lineage: Eukaryota; Metazoa; Nematoda; Chromadorea; Rhabditida; Rhabditidae.